This is a messenger RNA of Neurospora tetraspora, 741 nucleotides long. RefSeq lists its product as uncharacterized. Lineage: Eukaryota; Fungi; Ascomycota; Sordariomycetes; Sordariales; Sordariaceae. The record is from RefSeq and is a predicted model, not a curated record. The transcript has 5 exons. The coding region runs from base 1 to 741 and encodes 246 amino acids.
AUGCGGACUCAAUCCCUCCUCUCCCUCCUCGCCGCCUCAGUGGCCAUGGCCGCCGUCAACGAGCCCUGCAUUGGCUCCGGAGGCGCAGCAGGCAAGCAACCCCAACUUUGCCCUCUUCCGGGCGUCUGCAUCAGCUCCGUCGAUUGCUCCUCCGCCGGCGGCACUUCCAUCUCCGGCGCCUGCCCCGCCGACGCCGCUGACAUCAAGUGUUGCACCAAAUCGUCUUGCACGGCUUAUACAAGCGGCAACUGCCGCUGGCAAUCCGACUGCGCCGGCUCCUCCGCCUCGGGCUACCGCCCCGGCCCCUCGCAAAUGAAGUGCUGCUCGUCAACUGCCACCGGCUUCGGCGGCUACUCGACUCCCACCUACCCGGCCGUGGGGUCGUGCCAGCAGGUGUCGGUGACGGGGGCGCAAAAGGCGGUUGCGGCUUUCCCGGGAAUGGUCAGGCAGAUCUACUACAUUCGCGAUUGCGAGGCGGGCGCGACGUCUGAUCAUUGUACGGGCAAGGCUAUUGAUUUUAUGUGUUCGGAUGCUGGUGGUGUUCUUACCAUAUCCGGUCGCGAGAUCGCUCAGUGGGUUAUGAACAACCGGAGUACCCUCAACCUCAAGUAUGUUAUUUGGGGCCAGAUCUGGAACCCGUCGAUCGACUCGGUCAAGAGCUGGACUUCUUGGAGGACUAUGGAGGAUCGUGGGUCGAUUACCCAGAAUCAUUGGGACCACGUCCAUGUGAGCUUCAACUAG